CCUGAGCAUGGACGAGAUGCUGAUGAUGGAUGUGACCACUUGCGCUCACUUGUCGGCAUGCAGGCAGGCAGCGAUGGGGGGGCAGCAAGAGCAGCUCUUGGCAUGCAGGUUGCGUCCACACGUGUGCCGUUGAGAGGGAGACAGUCGACCUUGGAUCCAUUCGUGGGGAACAAGGUGCACAAAGAUGUCGAUCGUCUCUUGGCAAUUGCCAUCUAUCGAGGCGGUGGAUCCUUCAACUGCCUCCGGUUGCAGGAGACGCAAGAUUAUUGGAACUAUAUAGUCACUCUCCUGCGUUCCUCCAUCGUGCCAGUGCCACGCCUACUGACGUACGAGAGAGUCAGGACAAGGAUGUUGGACAUUAUCUACCACGAGGUUGCGACACUCAUUGCCCCUAAGAAGGCAAAGUGGAAGGACAACGGAUGCACAUUGAUGACGGACGGGGCGACGGACCAGAGGAACAAGCCCAUCAUGAACUUCAUUGCAGCGGGGAAGUCUGGGCCGGUCCUCAUCCGUACGUUCGACAUGUCAGAGGGGGACAAGACAGUCAUCAAUUUGGCAGACAUAUGGGAAAGUGUCAUACGAGAUGACAUUGGGGUCGAUAAUGUAAGUGGGAUUUGCACUGACAAUGUGGAGGUGAUGAAGGCAGCGGCCAGUGUUCUGCAGUCCCACCCAGACCCGGUCAUUGCACGCAUACCUUGGAUCCCGUGCGCAGCACAUUGCCUGAGCUUGCUGUUGAGGGACAUCGCUGCAAAGCCUUGGGCGAAAGCAAUCAUGCAGCGGGCGCACAAGAUAGUGAAGUUCAUGAGAAACAAACAUAAGGCGGUCGCACUGCAUCGAGGCACGACGCAUGCGCUGGACAUCAGGCGACCGGCCGAUACUCGGUUCGGGACUGCUUUCAUGAUGCUAGAGAGGUUGUGGGCGCAGAGCGCCAGCAAGAGGCCGGAGAGUCGCUAUAUCGACGUGUGGGCGGAUUUGGUGGAGGACCCCCCAGAGGAAAUCGACGACACAAAUAGUAUCCCCACGGAUGUGGAUGAGGCUGAGUGGGAGCUGAUUGAUGAGGCCAACCAUCGCAAGGACAGUCGUAACUGGAUCACGUCUAUAUCAGCAGACGAUCCUUCGGCAGACGCAGUGUCUCCCUGGCAAGAUGCGGUGUGGAUGCACCACGAGACGGAGCAAGCGCAGGCGGAGUGGGGCAGAGGAAAGGCGGCUGCAGAGGACCAGUGCGACAUCUUGGAUGAGUGGGCGACAUUGGACCCCCACACGUACUUCGACUCUUACGUCGAUGGCAGCUUGCAGGCGGUGAGGACCCUCCGGAGCAAGGUGGGAGGCCUUGUCGAUGUCGAGGGUCUAUUGGCGAGAGACGAUACGGAGGGGACAGAGGAGGACAUUGAGCGCAGACACGAGGACACCCUUCCCUUGACUUCACAACCACGGGUGGCGGAAAUAGGGUCAUCACGCGCCACAACAUCACAUGACGUCCAUCAUCCGGAGUCUUGUCAUUAUGCAGGGCCGACAACCUUGGACUCCACAGGUUUGGAGGCGCAUGCUUCUGCCACGAUAGGUUCCCCUGCUUGCACAGUCGACGUGCGUACGACUCGUGGGUCCACACAGACUAUAGUAGACCGUGGUGCAGUGCAUACGGCAGACCAGAGGCGCGAUGAUAGCAUGGUUGAGAGGGAAGAUCAGGCAGCGGAGCACGGGGCAGAACACAAGGAGCAGAGGGUGCAACAGGUGGCGGAGCAGCUCACAAAGCGUUCGGGGGUGGGGGAAGGUUUGGCCGCGACAGUGGAGCAGAGGACGGAGCAAAAUGUACAUCCAUGCCCUGCCCUAGGUGCAGAUCAGAGGGUGGAGCAGAGGGUGGAUCAAAGGGUGGAGCAGAGGGUGGAUCAAAGGGUGGAGCAGCGGGUGGAGCAAAGGGUGGAGGUUAGGGUGGAUGUGAGUGUGGAGCAGCAAGUGGAUCAGCGGAGAUCGGACAUCGCACACGAGAGAGUAGGUGAGAGGAUUGACGAGAGUGUCGUCCGAGAUGAGGGCGCUGUGACGGUGGAGGACAGGACGGAGGAGAGGGGUAGGGAUCCCCUGCAGGAAAUCAGUGCUCGAGACAUCGUAGUCACUAGAGGUUCAUUUUAUGGGAUUCCACCGCUGCCCCCACGUUCCGCACAGUCCUCUCGGGGGGUGGAUCUUGGUGUGCAUUGCAUGUCGCCACCAAAUCGCGUGGCGGCUCAGGAGCCAGCAUCUGCAGCAGUUAGGGGCGCUGACGACGGCGUCUCCAGUCAGGCGAGGCAAGGAGGGGGACGGAGUUUGUUACUGACGAUGGGCCAUGGCAACACAAAAACUGAUGUUGCGGAGGGGAUUGUUGCGGGAGUUGGUGUUGCAGCCGGUAUCCGUACGAGGUCUCGAGCGGCUGGUGGAGAGAUGCACAAAACCUCUUCUCGCGUGUUGGAUGAUGAUCCUGAUGAGAAUGAUAACGACGACACAUCAGAUGAGAUUUUCGACAGCCACUAUGAGGAGGAGAUUCGUAUGAGGGAUCAGGAUGAGGCAAGAGAUGACAACAACUCCGACAGCACCGGCGACAUGGCGGAAUACCUAGGGAUUCAUGCAACGCAGCUGCCAACGCUGACCCGGAUCCCGUUUCAGGUCCAAGCGUGGAUGGCUGAUAAGGAAGCAGAAGCACUGAAGUGUCAGCAAGCUCUUGUAGAAGAGGAGGAGGCAGCACAGCAGAAGAACCAGUUGGCAAGUCAGGCCAACAUCAAUAUGCACAACUUUCCUUCGUUUAGCAAGAUGGUCCUAGACAUUGAGGCAAAGAUAGGGCAUGGACAAGCACCCACUACGGAUGGAAGGAGAAAGACACUGCCUCCUAACUGGAAGGCGAAGGGGCGCAUUAUGUUUGUCGAUAACGAUGGUUCAACCAUCGAAUUAGACGAACACUUUCAGGAAGGAGUAGGUUCAGAGGCGGGCAGCGUAGAAGCUUCAGAGGGUGGAGUAGUUGUUGCCGUAACUCAAAAAGGCGAGCCGACGAAAAUGCCGUCGGAGAUAGAGGGAGUAGUUGCCAAGUACCCUGAUCUAUUUGAAGAGCCGACAGGGGUUGUCGAGAGGGAGGUCGUCCACGCGAUAGAGAUUAUCCCAAGGUCUAGUAUCCUGAAGGGUAGGAUCUAUCGGAUGUCUCCAGGCGAGCUCGAUGAGCUUCGCCGACAGCUCAAGGAACUCGUAGAGAAGGGUUGGAUCCGGUCGAGUGUCUCUCCUUAUGGAUCUCCAGCACUAUUCGUACCUAAGAAGAAGGAGGGUACACUUAGGAUGUGCAUUGAUUAUAGGGGCCUCAAUGCCAUCACUGUAAAGAAUAGAGAGCCCCUACCGCGCAUCGAUGAUCUGUUAGAUAGAGUGCAAGGGUGUCGGUACUUUAGUAAGAUAGAUCUGAAGUCCGGGUACCAUCAGAUUGCAAUCUGGCCCGAGGAUCAACACAAAACCACUUUUCAGACCAGGUACGGUCUGUACGAGUUUGUGGUGAUGCUUUUCGGCCUUUGCAAUGCUCCUGGCACCUUUCAGCACGCUAUGAAUCGGAUAUUCCAUGACUACUUGGAUAAGUUUGUCAUCAUGUACCUCGAUGACAUACUUGUUUUUAGUAAGACUGUCGAGGAGCACGUUGCACAUUUGGACAAAGUCCUCAGUCUCCUGCGACAGCACAAGUUCAAGAUCAACGGUGAGAAGUGCGAGUUUGGCCGCACCCGUGUCUUGUACUUGGGUCAUGAGAUCUCCGCGGAAGAGUUGAAGCCCGAUGACGCGAAGGUGGCCAGCAUUCGUUAUUGGCCACAUCCUCAGUUUGUGACUGAGAUGAGGUCUUUCUUAGGAAUGACAUGCUACUAUAGGACCUUCGUUAAGAACUAUGGUAUAGUGGCCGCUCCUUUGACUGAUCUGACGCGCCUUGACACCCCAUGGGAGUGGACAGAUAAGUGCGAGGCUGCUUUCAGACAUCUGAAGCAUGCGUUGAUGCACUACGAGGUCUUGAAACUUCCUAAUCCUGAUAAGCCGUUUAUAGUCACCACGGAUGCCAGCCAAUAUUGCAUUGGCACCAUGCUCGCACAGCAGGAGGGGCCACAGUUAAGGCUUGUAGUGUACAUGUCCAAGAAGAUGCCCUCUCAGAAGUUGGCGAAGUCCACCUAUGAGAAGAAACUCUAUGUGGUGUACAAUGCUCUGACCCAUUGGAGACACCAUCUCCUUGGGAAGUUCUUCAUCCUCAGGACUGAUCAUCAGACCCUGAUAUGGAUUAGAACUCAGCCUAUUCUCUCUGAAGCCCUCAAGCGUUGGAUCGAAGUCAUUGAGCAAUAUGACUUUGACCCUCAGUAUCUGAAAGGGGAGUACAACAAGGUUGCUGAUGCCUUGUUGCAUAGACCUGAUUUCUCAGGUGUGCUGAUUAAUGAGUUCGAUCUGACGGACAAUGUUACUCAGUCUUUGGUGGAAGCCUAUCCCGAGGACCAGUUCAUGUCUAAGAUCAUACGCAGACUUGAGGCGAAGGACAAGAAGACUUCUGCCAAGUUUGAGAUGGUGUACGUGGAGACUUGUCAAGUUUGUCAAAGGGACAAGCCACGCACUCAGGCUCCUCUUGGGCUUUUGAAGCCUCUUCCGAUUCCGGAACAACCUGGUGAGAGUCUGUCCAUGAAUUUCGUGGAUACUCUAAUUACUAGCAAGAGCGGGAUGCGUCACAUCUUCGUCAUCGUGGAUAGAUUUAGUAAGUAUGCUAGGUUAGUAGCAAUGCCGGAAACAACAAAGAUGGAGUAUGUGAUCCGAGUGUUCAAAGAAAACUGGGUUAGAGACUUUGGUUUACCGAAGUCUAUUGUCAGUGACAGGGAUGUCCGGUUUACCAGCGAGUUGUGGAAGGCCGCUGCUGCAGAGCAGGGAACUCAGUUGCAGAUGACUUCUGGGAAUCAUCCAGAGGCCAAUGGACAAGCCGAGCAACUGAAUCGCGCUGUACAACACCUGUUGAGGCACUACAUCAAGCCCAACCAGGUGGACUGGGAUGAGAAGCUUGCUCUCAUCGCCAGCUUGUAUAACAACGCUGUACACAGCGCCACCGGGGUGAGCCCAAAUAGCUUACUGCUAACAUUUAAGCUGAGACUGCCCCUAGAUUUCCUUCUCCCUAAGAAUCAAUCCACUGCUGCACCAGGUACCUUAGAAUUUGCAUAUCGCUAUGAACAGAAGAUGCAGCAGGCUGUAGAACAGAUGCAGAAGGCGCAGGCUGCAAUGAUAGAGUCUGAAAAAAGACACCGCCGACCUUCUACAUUUCAGGUUGGGGAUAGGGUCUGGGUGAAGUCGUCAGAACUGGGACAGGAGCACGGGAUCUCCCGCAAACUCAUGCCCCAGUACUUUGGACCCUGGGAAGUCUUGGACAUCGUUGGGACAGAUCCGGAUGGUCCAUCUUAUGUUAUCCGGAUACCUGGUCACCUCCGCACUUACCCUGUCUUUCACGCCUCUAAGCUGGCACCUUUCAAAGAAACUGAUCAGUUCCCAUCUCGAUGCUCAAUGCUGCCCCCAACCAUGAACGGAGAGGUGGACAUCGAUGACAUCAUGGACCACAGAGAGCUGCCAGUAUCAAGACCAACAGGCAGGGGACGCCCUCCGAAACCGAAGCUGCAAUAUCGCGUUCGGCGGGCAAAGAUUCAGGAGCGUAAACGCGCAAAGAAGAUACGACUGAAGGAGGCAAGAGACAGGGAGAGGAAAGGAAUCGGCAACAUCAAUGAAUAUGUGGAUGGUGACUGGCUUCCAGAAGGUAGUUCUGGUCCAGGCAAGGAGGAGGGGGAGGAUGAGGAGGCGGGGUUAGAAUCUCCAAGCGGUACAGAAGUUGGUAAUGUAUCGUUGGGUGUUGCAGGAGAGGGUCCCACAAAAGGAACUGAUCAGUGGCAAGUCCAGCAUUCCACCCGUGGCAAUGGUGGCACUGACGAGCCCUGUUUUCCAUGGAAAGAGGCAUUGAAGGACAAAGUAGCUGAUGGAGGUGGAGAUGGAGGUAGUGGACCUGUUGCGGAUGUAGCAGGGGAUUUGGGUGGUAAGAGAAAUUUGUCCUUGUUCGGUGGAGCAAUUGAAGCUCCUCAACUGAAGAAGCUUGCACAGCUUGCUACCAGGGCACCCGAACCACGAGCACGUAGGGGUGAAGACACACCUCUAAUAUCAUCUAAAACACGGGAGGGUAGGGGUGGACAUGUGGUGGGAUCACCAGAGAAUGCUAGCAGGGCAGGUGAGGGGAUAGAUCUUGGAGAAGGCCGACUGGGUGCCAGUGAUUCAGUGACUAGGAAGUUUAAGGGAGCAGGUUCUGAAGAGAAUGCCGAUGAUUUUCUUGAAUGUCUGGAAAGUGGUGAAUAUGGUCUGAGGAGUGACGAGGGGGGGGUUCAUAAGAGCAUGGCAGCUACUCUUGCUGUCACCUCUGCAAAGAGGAGCACUCAUCCGCACUCUGAGGGGGUAGGCUCUGGUGGCCGGCCAUCAUCUGGUGGGGCGCUGAGUCAUCAUCAAUAUCAUGCUCAGGAAAGACUGCACCCUUCUCAGAAUGCCGGGAGUUCUGGUGGAGGGUUAAGCAGUUCUGCAUCUGAGGGCCUGGGAGGGAUCAGUGGUGUCCCAGACCUUGGAGGGGGGGGGUCAUGGAGAAUUUCCUCAGCAGGAUUGGAGGUGGUAAAAGGGGCAUCAGUGGCGGAUGUGAGAUUAGGGAGGAGCGAGAGGUCAGACUCAGCAAGGAUUAGGCAUAGCAGCAUUGGCAUAAUCGGAGGCACCUAUUCAAGUCUCACUGAAUUCAGGGCCUCAGGAAUAGAAGAUGGGUGGUCAGGAAAAGUUGGCAAGGUCAGGGUAGAGGGUGGUACAGGGGAUAGCAGUGCAGGUCUUGGCAGUGGGAUGGAUGUGAUGGCUUCAGUAUCAAACGCGGGAUUUGUAGUGGGUCAUGAUUCAGAAUUCCCCCCCUUGCCUAAGGCCCAAAUGCCAGCUCGAGGUCCCAAAGUAAGCUUGGGAAGUAGUGAUGCAAUGCGAUCAUUAGAGAAGGCCGGAAGUGGACAGAAAUACCGACUGGGAGCAGACAAAAACAAACACCUGGCAUUGGAGUGUGCGGAUGCCCGUGAGAGAUCUGACAGUGAUAAUCUGUUCACACCCAGUAAUGCACAAAGCCAGAAAACCUCUAGGAAUGCAGGAUGUACGCCGGAGAGAGCGAAGAGUGGAGAGAAGGGGAAUGAAGGGAAAGGUGGUAAUUUAGGAAGAGAACCCACUUCUGUGGAACAUGAAGCCAGAAGUGAUAGAAGAGAUGGAGUGGGCAAUGAUGGAGAAAGCUUCUCUGCCCCUGCUUCAGAGGUUAUAGUGGUUGGGCAGAUUCCUGUUGUACUGAAGACUGGAUGGGAAGGACACAAAUCAUCAGGUGGACCAGGGCGGCGAGCUAGCGCAGGGCAGGAGCACAGAAAGAGUUUAUCCCCUUGGAAUGUUGCAGCUGAAAGAGAGGGUGUCAUAAAGAACUCGGUCUGGGUGUCUAGAGGAGGUGCUGGCAGAGAGAAAAAUGCCGUUGGGUUGGUGACGACUGUCAGCUCUUCAGAGGAUCCUAGGAGGAACAGCACCAGUGCACUCAGCAGAAAGGAAGGUGUGAGUCCUGAUGAGCAACCCAGCACGCCCCGUUUCAAUGGAGGGUCCAGCGGUGGUGGAUGGAUGGAGGAUGUUUGUGGCGGCAUGGUAAUCAGCAGUGUUCAAGGGCUUGUGAUUGGUGAAAUUGUGACCCCUGUCAAACUUGAAAUGGGAAGCACAAAGGAUGCACUUCCUGGAGAAGGGGGUGAGGCUCAGGAAAAGGUGGUGUACGAGCAGCAACCUCCAUGCUGUGGAACUGUGCACCCCACCAUUAUUGGUGGGGUGGGCCGGCAGAGAGGAACUUCUGUGUGCCUGGGCAUGCAAGGUAAAGUCCUGCCAAUGGGUGUCUGUCUUGCACCUCAAACCCAGCCACUGGCUUCACCAUAUCUUCCAUGGGGAGUUAAUGUCCAGCCAGCACCACAGGUAAGUGUGCGCUCAGGGGUUGCUAUCCCGGCACAGAGUCUUUAUACCCCAGUUCCUCACUGUGGACCACAUAAUGCAGUGCAUGUUCCAAUCAGUGUGCAAAUGACUGGGAGCAUUCCCGAAGCUGGACUGGGAAUGGGUGUCGGCCUUGGUGUCAAUCCUGUUCAGGUGCUGCAUAUGCAGAGGGGGGGUGAUGGUCGAGCUGGGGUCUUAGGUCAAAUGACUGUGCUUGAAGGUGGCCGCCAUGACCUGCCCGGAUGUGACACUCCCAUGAAUGUGCCACAUGGGCCACAUAGUAAAGAAGACAGUGGCAUCGAACGGUGGAGUACUCAACAACAGCCGUCCACACCAAAGAAUGUGGCAGUGCCCACUCAAGUCCAUGGUCUGGUUGUUUCCCAGACCCAUGGGCAAGGAGUGUACCAUGGCCAGCCACAAGUACGGCCAGCAAUCUCUCGCCAUGGCUACACAGCAGAAGGGUCAUCCUUCCGAACUGGCAUGACUACAAAUGUAAAUGUUGCUGCACAGAGUGGGUGCCCUGGGGGAAUGGUGGCAGUGGGCCAUCCUGUGUGGCAUUGUGAGGGCGAACCCACAGGGGAAAGAAUUGCUCCUGGGAGCAGUGGAGUCGUGUUUGAUAAUAAAAGGAGGUGGGAAGUGAGAGGGCAAGAUAGUCGGUUGUCAAGGCAAGCACUGUGGGGAAGCCAGUAUGGAAAACCAUGGUCCACAAAGGUGUGGAGGCCAGUUGGGGUGGUCGGUUCACAAAACCAUGGUGAAGGUGGUGCCAUGGUGGAUAGCAGAGAAGAAGGGAAUACAGCCGGUGGACAAGACGUGGAUGCCAUCUGCGGAAGCCGUAAUGACACGUUGGGUGACGUAGACAAUGAUGGCGGUGCUGUGAGUGCCAGCAACGUGAUGAGUCCAGAUACCUAUUCUAGAGCCUCUGCCCAAUCAGCCAACCCAAUGGGCAGCUACGAUCAAGGUCAUGCUGGUGAGGACCAAGACAAGGAUCGUACAAAGCAAAGCCUCAGCCAUUCUAUCAGUGUAAGAAGAGAGAUCCAUGACACAGACUCCUUGCUUUGGAUUGCGGAUAGGGUGGAGAUUGAAGCAACACGUCAGGAGGUAGAUGCAUCAGAAGCCAGUGGUGAUGGCCAGGAGAAUGUGGAAUGCUCAAGAAAAGGACCUUGUAAUGCUGGUGGAAAGGCAGGCAAAGGAGCGAAUGAUGGCUGUGGUCGAUCUGUGCACUGGGAGGAUAACAGAAGCAGUGAACCAAAAAUUCGGGGAGAUGAAGAAGUGAAUCCCGACUCAGGUACUAGACUGUGCACUGAGGGGCCAAUGCACGAUCCUGCAACAGGAGGCUGGCAGAACAGAGGAGGGAAAGAAAUGCGAUGGGAGAGAAGGUGGCGCCCAAGCAAUCAUGGGAAUGGAAUCCACCACGCAGCAAGGUUCCUUUCAGAGAGGUGGGCUGCUGCAAUUGAAGAUUCGGAGGCUUUUCUGUACAAUGGAGAUGCGAGUGAUGGUGAGGAACCUAUUUCAUCAAAUAAUGCUAGAGCUGGUUUAUUGGAUCAUAGUUUGCUUCAAGUCAGUGAUCAUAAUGAGCAUCAUGACUGUGUAUUAGAUGUGUGUGGCAGCAGUGGAAGCAGGGGAGCGGAGGACACAUCAGUGUCAGCAGUGGAGAUGCAUGGUUGGGAUGGGGCAUACUGGGGAGGAGGACCAAGGAGUAGAGGAGUUUUUGGAGGGUAUGAAAAUACAAGGUACAUGUCAAGAGGCAGUGGGAGAGGAAGAGGGGCCUAUAGGGGCGACAGAUCUGAUAGCUAUUAUGAUGGGGAUGUGGGGGGUCAUAACGGCAGUUACUAUACAGAGAGGUAUUAUGGGGUACAGGGGGGUGACACAGAGAGGUAUCGGGGUAAGGGUGGCCGAAGUGGUCCUGGGAGUGAUAGGAGAGGGCCUGUUAGUUCUAUCAGCACUGCUGGAGCUAGUAGUAUGGGGGUAAGCAGCAGUUACAAUGGACCUGGACGCCGAAGAGGUGCGUCUGGACCAGUUGAAAGGGGGAGCAGAUGGCGGUGGAGGAGCGAGAUUACCACUCCUUACGACCACAAAGCAUAUGCUCGCAAGCAAUUCUAUGCUCCUGAGAGAGAUGGCUAGCUUGUAGGGCACGUUUGCAGCCCAUAUUUUGUUGGAGGAGGUUGGAAGUAAGGAUGCAGUUGGUUAAGGUAGUGUCAUCUCUGAGUGUCCGAACACAGCCAGUGCAAUUUGCCAAUGUACUCGUAUUCACUUGCACUGACAUGGGUCCAUGCAUUCACUUGUGCGUGUGUUAGGAACCUUGCAACUCAUGCCACAUGGGUCCACAUAAUGAGCAGAGCCCAUAAUUUAAGAUCUUGGUCAUCAAAUCCCAAUUGCUUGCAUUACUCUGGUUCACAGCCUGAAUGACAGAAGGAAUUGUCCUGUCUCAUGACAGUCUAACUUUCUAUCUGAAGCAGUAUUGGAUGUAAGCAAACAGUUCCACAACACCAUGUUUUAUGUCCUUCAGUGUUAGAUAUUCAUGACUCACCUGUACAACAGGAUGUGGUCCCUGCCCAGAGUACACUCGCGAUUCCAGGGACAGUCCAUACUCAGGAUGCAGCCCCAAACGUU
Molecule: messenger RNA, 10620 nt
Organism: Chara braunii
Lineage: Eukaryota; Viridiplantae; Streptophyta; Charophyceae; Charales; Characeae
Source: the annotation of a GenBank genome assembly